Oncorhynchus masou masou (cherry salmon) is the source of this 4903-nucleotide messenger RNA. Its product is annotated as pro-neuregulin-2, membrane-bound isoform-like. The record is from RefSeq and is a predicted model, not a curated record. Bases 228 to 2072 code for a protein of 614 amino acids. Gene Ontology annotation, biological process: nervous system development; intracellular signal transduction; animal organ development. Lineage: Eukaryota; Metazoa; Chordata; Actinopteri; Salmoniformes; Salmonidae. Gene Ontology annotation, molecular function: signaling receptor binding. The transcript has 11 exons.
UUCUCUCCCCCUCUUCGGUUGUCUCUUUCAUUCUCUCUCUCUCUCUCUCUCUCUUUGCUUUGCUGUGAGUAGGUGUUUCCCUACUGUGGGUGAUUGGUGCAAGUCUAUAUAGGAGGGGAGACGCUCUGACAAGCUUAGAGUCUAGCGUAACACGCUCCUCACAGGACUACCUGUUUUUGUCAGUGAUUUCUUUUUUCCUGAGAGGAUUUACACUUUCAACUGACAGCAUGUCGGAGGGCAGGAAGAAGGAGAGGAAAGGGAAAAAGAGUGGGGGGAAAAGGGCACGGAAAGAGGAGAGAGAGCGCAAAGAGAAAGAGGAGAUCGAAUUGGAUCCAACAACAGCUAUUGCCCCAAAGUUAAAGCGAAUGAGGAACCCACUGAUGGUGGACGAGGGAAGCAGGCUCACGGUCAAAUGUGAGGCUACAGGGAACCCCAGCCCUACCUACAAAUGGUUCAAAGAUGGCAGUGAGCUCAAGAAAAGCAGAGAGGUCAAAAUAAAGUCCAGCCAGAAGAACUCCAGGGUCCAGAUCAGCAGAGCCAAGCUGGAGGAUUCUGGGAAUUACACGUGUGUGGCAGAGAACCUUCUGGGGAACUCCAACUCCACCAGCACUGUUCAUGUCCAAAGCAUAACCACCACACUAUCACCAGGCUCGGGCCACGCCAGAAGAUGCAACGACACCGAGAAGGAUUACUGCGUGAACGGCGGCGACUGUUACUUUAUACACGGUAUCAAUCAGCUCUCCUGCAAGUGUCCGAAUGACUUUACUGGCGACCGCUGUCAAAACUACGUUAUGGCCAGUUUCUACCAGCAUCUUGGGAUUGAAUUUAUGGAGGCGGAGGAGCUCUAUCAAAAAAGAGUCCUGACAAUCACGGGUAUCUGCGUGGCUCUGUUGGUGGUGGGAAUCGUGUGUGUAGUGGCCUACUGCAAAACCAAGAAACAGAGGAAGAAGAUGCACAAUCACCUGCGGCAGAACAUGUGUGCAGAUCACCCCAACCGGAACCUAGCGAAUGGACCCAAUCACCCAGGACCUGGCCCUGAGGAGAUACCCAUGGUAGAUUACAUCUCAAAGAAUGUUCCUGCAACGGAGCGUGUCAUAAGGCACGGAACAGUGGCUUCUUUCCCCGGCAGCCACGCGUCUUCCAGAUCUCACAACUCCUAUACCCAUGCGCGCUCAUCCACUCACAGACACGAGGAGCGGACUUGGAGCCUGGAGCGGACUGACAGUGUCCUCUCCGACUCGCCGGGCAUGAUGUCGUCCUCCGUGGGGACCAGUAAAUGCAACAGUCCUGCGUGCAUGGAGGCCAGGGCCAGGCGUGCCGCACACUGUGGCUUUACUGUGCCCCACCGGCCGGGAUUGCAGUACGGAGACUCGUUCGACUCGCUGGGGGACUCUCCACACAGCGACAGGUAUGUGUCGGCCCUGACGACGCCGGCCCGCCUCUCUCCAGUGGACUUCCAUUACUCACUGCCCCCGCAGGUGCCUAUCUUCCAGAUCACCUCCCCCAACACCAGCCAGGCCAUGUCCCUGCCGCCAGCCGCCCACACCCGCUACCCUCUGGAAGAUGACCAGCCUCUGCUGCGACGCUACCAGGUGCCCCUGCACGACGUCCAGCGCCAGGAGCCCUACCGGCAGCAGCGCCGCACCUACCUGAACGACAGCACGGGCAGCCUGCCCUCCAGCCCCUACCGGCUGGCUGAGGAAGAAGACUACGAGACCACGCAGGAGUACCUGUCCUCCCGAGAGCAACCAAAGAGAAGUGGGCCUGGUGGUGGAGGGGGUCGGCGCUUGCGGAGGUCCAGGCUGAACGGCCACGUAGCGCCGCGAGGAUACGAGGCAUCACGGGACUAUGGUUCUCGCAGCUGCCUGACGGACAGCGAGUCGGAGGAGGAAGAGGGCGAGAGCACGCCCUUCCUCAGUAUGCAGAAUAUGAACGCGGAGCCCUCCACCAUCUACAGGCCAGCCGACAGUCGGACUUCUCAGUCGCACUCUACGGGGCGGCACGGUGCACGCGGGAACGUACAGACCAGACAGACGCACUCGCGGUCCAAACCGGACAAUGCACCCCACUAAAGAACGAAGUUGACCUACCAACAAAAAAUCUAUAUACUAUAAACCUGCACCUAUAAGAAAUAUUUUUAUUUUAUAUAACUGACAGAUAUUCUAAACAAAUGAAAUAUUUAUUUUCAUUUUAGCAAAAGUUGUCUACUAGUUAACAGCAAAGACUUUUUUUAUAGGGAAAACUCUAUUUAUAUGUACAUUUUGAUUUACAGCAUAAAAACACGUGCCAAUUUUUUCACUACUUAAAAAAUAGAGUAAUAUUGUGGUGCCUUUUGCUGUGUGCCGAUGCCAGAGGGCCAGUGGAGAUUUUUGCUGUGUGCCGAUGCCAGAGGGCCAGUGGAGAUUUUUGCUGUGUGCCGAUGCCAGAGGGCCAGUGGAGAUUUUAGCUGUGUGCCGAUGCCAGAGGGCCAGUGGAGGUUUUUGCUGUAUGCCGAUGCCAGAGGGCCAGUGGAGAAUUGUUGCUGUGUGCCGAUGCCAGAGGGCCAGUGGAGAAUUGUUGCUGUAUGCCGAUGCCAGAGGGCCAGUGGAGGUUUUUGUAGCCUUUUCUUAUAUGGACAUCAUUUUUUUUAUACACGUUUCCUCUUUUGGCUUUUUUCUUUUUCUUUCUGGGAGUCUAGCCCCAUUUGAACAUUACUCCUCCCCUUCCACAUCAUGCAAUAUAAACCACUUAAUCAUAAGGUGUAUGUUUACAUUAAUAUCAUUUGCCUAUAGGGUUUAUCAUUUUUGGCAUCCAAUAGAAAAUCUGAUAAAUGCAACACAGGUCCUUUUUGCUCUCUGAGUGAAGGAGUGUGUGUGGGCGUGUGUGUGUGUAUGUGUGUUGUACCAACUCAUUGCUCUAUUGGGCACCAAAGCAAGCGGAAUCAGGAGAGGAAAGCUGCUGAUGCACAGUGAGGCCCAACCUGGGUUGGGUAGAGAGUUCUGUUGGGUAGAGAGUUCUGCAUGUUGUUGCUUGAUGUGUGUUUACAGCUGCCUCACCUAACAGGGUAAGGUUUUACUUCAUGGCCCCCCUUGUCCCAACAGAGUAAGGUUUUACUUCAUGGCCCCACUUUGUCCCAACAGGGUAAGGCUUGUCUAAUGGCCCCCACUUUGUCCCAACAGGGUAAGGCUUGUCUAAUGGCCCCCACUUUGUCCCAACAGGGUAAGGAUUGUCUAACGGCCCCCUCCUUGUCCCAAUCAGGUAAGGCUUGUCUAACGGCCCCCUCCUUGUCCCAAUCGGGUAAGGCUUGUCUAAUGGCCUCCUCCUUGUCCCAAUCGGGUAAGGCUUGUCUAAUGGCCUCCUCCUUGUCCCAACAGGGUAAGCCUCCAACGUGCUGGCUUAUCUGUGAUUCUGAAGAAGAAACACCACUUGUCAGUGUACAGUAGCAGUUAGUCUGCCCUCAGUGAUAGUGGCUCAAUGCAAAGAGACUUUCUCCCAUGACCCCCAUGCCGCCUCUUCCUCACCUGUCCAUUUUGUCCCCGUGGCCAGAGUGAAGGGCCGCACAGCGUCUCAGGACCCCCCCCCCCCCCCCUUCCCCCUCCACCAUCAGACCUACCUAGGACUUAAGGUCCCCCCAAGGACAUUAAGGUCACACCCAACUUGCUAUUCCUCUGAGCACUCCCAUCUAUAGUAAAGUAAAGCAGAGUGUUGAACAGAACAGAACACACGACACCAAUACAAUAUAAAUAGCUGUGAAACUUUGGAGGGUCAUAAAAUGCCAAAAUAUGCAAACUUUCCAGUUUGCUCUGUUUAACAUCAUUUUCUAAGAGGUGACUGUAGUGUGUUGUGUGAAACCUAUGUAAUGCCUGUAGUGUAGAAUAAGAAGAAGCACCAUGAUAGGAAUACAUAUUUACAUCAUUAUUAUAAUUUCAUGCCGUUAUGCAGCCAUUGCUCGAAUUGUCAAGUUUCCUCAUUCACAGAUUCAUGUUCAUAGAUUUUCUUUUUUUUUUUUGGGGGGGGGGGGUUCAUGAAUUCUUAUCUCACUAUGUCGAGAGCAAGCAGACAACACGCAAGUCUACAGGAAUGACUAACCACUUUAAAGGGUCUCAUACACUAACGUCGAGCGCUGCUCAGUCUUGUGGAUAAGGAUAGGUAUUUGUUGCCUGUUAUGAAGUAUGUCACUAAAAGUUAACAAACUGUUCAAACUUCUCUGUCCUCCACUCCCCCCCAAAAAAAUAUUGCAGGAGCUUGUUUUGGCAAUCCAUUUGAAUUGUAGUGACAGAAAACAGUUGAUAAUCUUGCAGAACUGGUCAUAUACAUUUUGAAACGCAACCAAAAAAAAACUCAAAUGACUGUACCAGGACAAAUCAUCCAGUUAAUCUAGAGGACAACCAAACUGACAAGUAGGAUUUGAAACAGAACGUGUAUCUGUUGUAUGAUGAAAGGCAGAGUGACACAGACACAUAGACACUGGUUUUCUAUCUCAUCUCCCCUAUGGAUUCUCUCUCCUUCCGGGUCCUUCAGUCUGGGUCUAAUUUUGUAUGUUUGAAAAAAAAAAUGCAAAAGUAGACCGUGCUUCUUUAGUUAGUUUGAAUGUGAUACCCCCACCCCCAUCUUGCCCCUCUACUCACCUGACAGAAGUGCUGCCAGAUUCAUCCUUUUUCAUCCUUUUUCCUUUUUUCUUCCCUCCUCGCUUGAAAUGUUUGAACACCUCUCCUCUGCAUGUGCUUGUGGUCAAGGUUAGAUGCGUGCAUGGUGAAGAAGCAGCAGACAUUUCUUUUUUUUUUCGGUCAGUGAAAGUGUAUUUCAUUUCACAUUCAGCAAUAAAAAAAAGCCCCCCCACCCAUGUCCAUUCUUGGAAUAUGCUAGAAAAAAAUGUGAGAUUGUCAUAGAUUGUUAAAUAAAAUGAAAAAAUGAUCCACCUGUU